AUGGCUUACACACCGAAAGGAAAAGGAGCAGGCGUUGUGAAGGACGUCGUAGACACCAUAAAUGGAUUAGGGAUUUUCCCUAACGAUCACAAGUUUCUCUGCCGCGUGGCCUGGGUAGAGUCCAAAUAUGGGGAGGAUCCUAAUACCUACAGGAGUGGUUACUAUGGCGGCAUAUGGCAGGUAAGCGGACUCUUUCAAAUAAAUUAUGAUAAAAAAAACAGCAAAGACAAAAGCGACAUGAGUUUUCUCUCGUUAUCGCACGCUCAAAUUCCUUAUCAAACUGAAUUGACUAUUUAGUUUUUUCUUGUAAUCAUCGCUCCGUGUAAAGGUGAUAUUACACGAGACAAUUCGCAAGGACGAUUUUGAGCGCAACACCAGCGUUGCAAUGAUGGAACAACGUUGCAACCAUUCGAUUCAAUGUCCCAACAAUGUUGCAACGCUGUGUUGCGCUGUAACAUCACCUUAAGGGAAUCCAGUUUCUGGAAUCCCGAAAAUGUUUGCUUUUGAUCCAGAAUCCGGGAAAGUUUUGCUUGUGGAAUGCGAAAUUCCUGGGCUUUGGAAUCCGCAAUACAUCCCAAGGAAUCCGGAAUCCGAGUAACGAUUGUAAUCCGGAAUCUAAGUUCCACUGACAAAGACUGAAAUCCAAUGCCUGUAAUCCGGAAUCCACGGCGUGGAAUCUAGGUCCAAGACUGUCUUAGAUUCUCUUACACGGGGCGAUAAUUAACUAUUGAAGGCAAUACUUGAUAUUCUUUGUUUUAUUGAUACUCAAGGUUGAUGAGGUGGGUUACCGCGAGACCGUCAUUCAGACAGGCCUGAAAAAGUAUUGGGACCAAAUCAAGGCAAAGCUCGGCAUUGAUUGGACCCAAACAAGUUGGCAAGACUUGGAAAAGCCGCUGUACUCUGGUUUGGCUUCUCGGCUCUUUCUCGCCAGGCUUUCUCCUCCUAUCCCAACUGACCUGCCAUCGCAGGCACAGUACUGGAAGAAGCAUUACAACACUGUCGCUGGCAGUGGUACCGUGCAAAAGUUCAUUGAUGACGUCAAACAAGCGCAUGGUUGCGCUGUGUAG
Messenger RNA from Porites lobata, 1067 nucleotides. Lineage: Eukaryota; Metazoa; Cnidaria; Anthozoa; Scleractinia; Poritidae. The record is from the annotation of a GenBank genome assembly.